ACAAUUUAAGAAAUUGGGAUGGAACUUGGUAAUCAUUGUAUACUUAGCCAUAUUCUGUCAAUAUUUUAUCCAAUAUUCAUUAUCUCUAACAAAAUUGGGGGAAAACUCUCACUCCAACACUGACCUGUGGAGAAGUGAGACAACACUAAUCUGAACAAAACAAUGGAAUUACAACACAGCCUAAGACUGCAGCUUUUGGCCCCACCUUCACAAGAGAAAUGCUUGAGAAGCUUCCCUUCAGUGUUUGGAAUUUUCCCACAAAGGAAAAACAGACUGAGAAGUUUUAAUCUCUGUUCCUUGAAAUUGAAUAAUUUUGGUCCAUCAGUACCAAACUUUUGGAGGUCCCAAUUGACGGUUCAGGGUCUCAGACUAAAGGGAUCAAAAGCUUCGAAGCUAGAAGAGUUGCUCAAAUUUGGCAAUGGAGAGGAAGAUGAUGGAGAUGAAUCUGAAUCUGAUUCUGAUGGAGGUCAUAAGAGGGACGAUUACUUUCAUAUGGAUGAGGAUGAAAGGCGGGAAUGGAGGAGGAAGAUAAGAGAUGUCAUUAAAAUGUCUCCUGAUGUUGAGGAAGAGGUAGAUCCUGUUGAGAGAAGACAAAAGAUGCAAAAGCUUUUGGCUGAUUACCCUCUUGUUGUUGAUGAGGAAGACCCUGAUUGGCCAGAAGAUGCUGAUGGGCGAGGUUUUAACUUGGAUCAAUUCUUCAAUAAGAUCAGUAUCAAGAAUGUUAAGAAAGAUGACGAUGAAAAUGAUGACGACAAUGAAUUAGUAUGGCAAGAUGAUGAUUAUAUUCGUCCAGUUAAAGACUUGACCACUGCAGAGUGGGAGGAGACUGUCUAUAAGGACAUCAGUCCCCUUAUUGUUCUUGUUCAUAAUCGCUACAAAAGGCCUAAGGAAAAUGAAAUGGCACGGGAUGAAUUGGAGAAGGCUAUCCACAUCAUCUGGAAUUGCAGGCUACCAUCGCCAAGGUGUGUAGCAAUUGAUGCUGUUGUUGAAGUUGACUUGGUGUCUGCUUUGAAAGUCUCUGUUUUUCCCGAGCUCAUCUUCACUAAAGCAGGGAAAAUCUUGUACCGUGAGAAAGUGAGCCGAACAGCAGAUGAGCUGUCCAAAAUGAUGGCGUUCUUCUACUAUGGAGCUGCCAAGCCACCUUGUCUCAGUAGCAUUGAGAAUUCUCAAGAACUAAUACCUACAAUCUGAGAAAGAAAUUAUCUUCGUAGAUGAGUCUUGAGAUCUAUUCAAACUAUGUUUUGAUAGCUUCACUGUAUUGUGAAUUGUCAUGAACGUAAAACGUAUCCUACAGGUGCAACAAUGAGUGUUGUCUGUACAGUCGGUCACUAAGAUGGCACCGGUGCUCUUGGUGGUGUUUUACCAGGUGAGAAGAUGGGGUUCAUUUUGCUCUCUUCAACAUUUCAAUAGGUGCAUUGCUCGUUCCUUCGGUCCUUGUGCUAGCGCAGCACCCUUAUUCGGUAUCAAUACAGCAAACACUUAUAAUUGCAAGCAGCUUCAAGGUUGAAAAUAGUAGCUACUGAAAUGUCAUGCUAGUGUAUUCUUUGUUCAAGUAUAACAGCUACAUGGCCAGCCAUUUGUGUAGAUUUAGUUAUGUUGUCUUCUUCCCUAUGUAAAAUAGCAUAGAUUGCUUCGUAAUAUAUAUAUAUAUAUGUAUUAGUUUUGCAAGAUUUUAGUUUACAUAUUUGGUGUACUAAAUUUUAUACAUUAAUGCUACCAAACAUAAUACUAGUUAGAAUGAAAUUUCUAUGUGGUGUGGA
Solanum lycopersicum (tomato) is the source of this 1760-nucleotide messenger RNA. Its product is annotated as thioredoxin-like fold domain-containing protein MRL7L, chloroplastic. Gene Ontology annotation, biological process: chloroplast organization; regulation of DNA-templated transcription. Gene Ontology annotation, cellular component: chloroplast stroma. Lineage: Eukaryota; Viridiplantae; Streptophyta; Magnoliopsida; Solanales; Solanaceae. The record is from RefSeq and is a predicted model, not a curated record.